AAAAAUAAACAUUGAUAAUUAGAUUUUUUAAUGUUGUAUGUCACGUUAAAAUGUAAUAACUAAAUUUGGUAAAUUAAAUGACUUAGGCUAGUCUUUCUUAAAAAGAUGGAUGGAUGGAUGGAUGGAUAGAUAGAUGGAUAGAUUGAUUUCCUAUUAUGGACUGAAGACCUCUCCAGGUCCAGGGUGUACCUCACCUCUCCCUUGUUGAUGCUUAUACCACAAGGGAUAAGCUUGUUGGAUAAUGGAUGGAUAGAUUUCAGUUUUGCAGUAUUCAUUUGUGUUCAUUUAAUGUUAAUACAAAUUUUGUAAGUUCUAAGGCAUAGGUAAUAAAAGCAUUUAUUACUUAUACCAGGUGACAACUAAAUGGUGUAUCAUUCUAAAAUUUUAAUUUGAAAAAAAAAAUCAUCAUAAUAAUCAGUGAAAGGGCAGAACUUUGUUCACAUGUAUAGUUAUGGGUGGCUCUAGACAGGGGCCAACAGGGGCCAGUGCACCUGUUAUAGCCCCUGUACUGAAGAGAUGAUAUUAAACAGAUGUCUUAGGAUAACAAGAGCUGGAACAGAAAUUGUAACUAAUUGGACCCUUGAACCAAUUUCAUUUUUAACUUCAUAGUUUUACUUCAACGGUGAAUUAAAAAUUAAGGUCUUGCACUUUUAAGAUGUAUAUUCACACCUGACACAUUUGUUCCACUUUAAACAGAUCAGAGUUUGCGUCUUACAUUGGACCUUUUGUGCAGGUCUGAAUACACUCAAGCGAACUCUUAUGUUGACCAAAAUGUUGGACUGAAACUGAAUUUUUGAGGUGGUCUCAGUCCGUUUCGAAAUAUAUGCUGGUGCCUUUUGCUUAUGGUGAAUGCAGAUCAGCCUCGAUCUGAACCAACUACAGGAAGUGGACAUCUUUUCAAACUUUAUGGUCCGCUAUUGUUGGGCCCGAUGGCAAAGAUGAACUAUUCUGUGUUGCUAACGCUAAUGCAUGUACUAGUGGUACUGAAAUCGUGCCGUUUUUUGAUUUCUUAUUGCUGCUGCUACUAACAUGUGGUGGGUAGAGCAUGCAAAGCAUCUCAGCUGGCAGCCCCCAUUUGAUGACAGCGUUCCAAAAUUACAAACAUCCCAUUGCGAAACCUGCAUUGAAUGAGCUGCUUCUGACAUUGAAGAUGAUGUUGCAAUUGUAAUAGCACAAAUGUGCACUACAGGAAUGUAGCAAUCAGGACUUCCAAAGUUUGUUUUCACUUGGGUCUGGACUCUGUUCCGCCUCCAUAAUUUCUAUCAAAUGGGAGCAAUUAUUGUAACCUGUAUUACUUUGUGUACAAAUUACAGUCUGCUAGAACAAUGGGAAAGUAAAAAAAAAAAAAAAGUUCACUUUUGUUCCUGCCCAAACAAAAGUAUCCAACAACUUUUCUGGUUUGAAUUCCCCCUUAGCUUCAGCCGUUUUGAGAUAAGAUCACAACUGUCAUCUGCUGGAUCACCAGUGUGCAAGCUGCAGCUACAGAGCCACAAGUAGCUCUUUGAGUCUGUGACUCACUUUAUAUAGUCAACAAUUAAACAUUUCCCCGUUUUUUUGUUUCAUUCUUUUGUUUUGUGCCCUAGGGGAGGACCCUCCCUGCCACCCUGCUAUAUUUAGUCGCAAAUCUCCAUCUCUUUGUCCAAAACUCUGAAUUAAUGUUUUAAUCUUGAGCAGGUCACAUAUUGUGCAGUACUUGACCCCAACUAAAGGUUCAAGUAUUAUCCUUCAUGAUACCAAACACAUCCUGUCUUGUCUUUACAUGGCCUUAUCUGGCUAAACCAUAAAGUCUGUGUUAUGGUACAGAUUUCAACUACACUGACUAUAAAUUUUAGCACAGUAAUAGACAUGUAGAAGCCCCAGAUCUGUGUGAACAAAGUUUCUGUUGCAAUUCAGAAUGCAAAGAAUUAAAUUGUUUAAAAUCAAAAGAAGCAAAAAAGACAAGAAUGCAAAAAAUCAACAAGUCUGGGCACAAAUUUUACACAUUUAAUAAGCUCAAUUUGUCAGACAAGAAGAUAAUGUAAUUUUUAUUUCUGUUAAAAUAGGGCCCAUCAUGUUUUUUUCACAACAUGGAAAGAUCUCACUGAAACGUUUCUCUGACAGUCAAGUACAUAUUUAACUGUGUAAUACUUUAACUGUAAAAUCACAAAAGUGAUGGAUUUUAAUACAUUUAAUCAGAUGUAUUAAAUUAUUGGGAAAUUAUUCAACACCCUAACAAAGAAUAUAGCAAAAAAAGCACAAUAAGCUUAACAGAGAAGGCACACUGCCAUAUAGGACUUAUUUAUAACAUUUGACUAAAAUCAUACAAAGAUUGCAAAAUACUCACUUAUUUUCAACACCCAGCUGAUCCUGUGUACAGUCACAAAAGAGCCAAGUAUAUCCUAGAAGUGGGGACCAAUAUGAAUAACUUGACAAUGCAUCACAAAAUGAAAAAAAAAAAAAAAAAAAACAUGAGCAAAAUAAUCACUGUUUCACAACAAGCUUUGAAGUUUGGAAAUAUUCUGAAAGAAAACUGGUUUCAAAUAAAUUUGUGCAAAGUAUACCUUUAACAUUCAGUGUCUUUAGUGCACAGCAUCUACAUUUCAAAGUUGAGUGUUAGUUUGAAAUCAUGUAGUUACAUAACAUUACUGCAUAAUGUUGAAGCUUUUGACUUUUAGGUGGUAAGGUAUGUUCUAACUUUUGUCAUAUUUUCUCUGACAGUUAUAGCAAGUUUACUAGAAAGCUGAGCUAUCAAAACGUAUUCUUUGGAUUUUCUCAACUUUAAGCUAAACAUACCUCAUAGCAUUAUUUCUUCUUUAUGUUUUUUUAAUUGUGGCCUUUAACACAGUAAGCAUCUUAAACCUACCUAACUUUUGGAAACACAUUAAAGUCAAACAUUUUCAUUUAGGAAUGUAUGAAUGAACUGAAAUAAGUCUUUUGUGGUAAUUUUACAAAUUACUUAAUCAAAUGUAAUUUUUACAUUUUUCUAUGUAAAAACAUUUUUAGUUUUGAUCGUCAUGCUUUGUUUUUCUUUACCUUUUUUAGUUUUACUAGAUUAAAGAGAUGAAGGAGCAAACUUUACAACUUCAUAAUAGUUUUUUCUUUCCAAACCACCGCAUAUUCCAGGAGUGAUGAACAAAAUAAAAACUUUUAUGAGAAAUAACAAGCGUAUAAUGACCAAUUAUUAAUUAUGUACAUUAAUACUGUAAGCGUAGCUUCCAAAUAAUUACGUAGAAGCAUAUUUAUUCCGCUUCAUCAACUUUUAUCAAGUCCAGUUACGACUAAAUGAAUAUUAAAAUGGUUUGAAAAUCUAUUUUUUUAUUUUAAUGAAGACUGUUCAUGCUCUUUAUUUCUCAGCUCCGGAUAACGAAUUUUUGAUGAGGUCAUGUUAUCGCGAUAUGUUGUCUGAUGAGGGGAUGAGAGACGUUGUGCACAAUCAGUGCGUCAUUCCUGGGAAGAAACUCCUUUUGUAAGGAUUUGCGUUGUGUUUUGCGCUUUCAAGUAAAAGACCUGAACCAUCCGAACCGGCUCGUCACAAUGACGGAGCCUGUCAAACGGCUUUGCAGGACCGGGUAUGUGUUCCCGUUUCUCUGUCUUUUUGCCACAUGGAGUGUGGUGCUGUCAGUUACUCAUUAUUCUGUACCUGAAGAAAUGGAGGAGGGAUCUGUCGUUGCUAAUUUGGCGGCUGAUUUGGGACUAGAAGUGAAGACGCUGAAGUCGAGGAGGAUGCGCGUAGAUGUGGUAGCCAAUAAAAAAUAUCUUGGCAUCAACAAAGACACGGGGGAGCUUUAUAUUUUGGAAAGGGUUGACAGGGAGUUUCUGUGCCCGUCGAAAACUACUUCACAUUGUUUCCUUAAAUUAGACGCUACAAUUGAGAACCCAAUACGUAUGUUUAAUAUUGAGGUGGAAGUAACAGAUAUUAAUGACAACGCUCCUCAUUUUAGAAGAGGAACGAUGCAUUUGGACAUCUCAGAGUCGAGUCCUGUUGGAGAGAGAUUCUCGCUGAACAACGCUGCUGACCCGGAUGUUGGAACGAAUUCUGUAAAAAACUACCAUCUGAGCGCAAGUGAUAAUUUUGCUAUUGAAAUUCAGACCGGGAGAGACGGAACGAAGUUUGCCGAUUUGGUUCUGAAAAAGGCUCUGGACAGAGAACAGCAGGCUGUUCAUAAUCUGAUUCUGACCGCUGUGGACGGCGGGGUGCCCACGCGCACAGGUACAGCCAGCAUUAUUGUUCGCGUGCUUGAUGUGAACGACAACGCCCCUUCAUUUGACAAAGACCAGUAUGUUGUAGAUGUGAUGGAGAACUCGCCCAUUGGAAGCUUAGUGAUCAAACUGAAUGCUACUGAUUUAGAUGAAGGCUCCAACUCUGACAUUAGUUACUCUUACAGUUUAUACACGUCAGAGAGAACCCAGAUGAUGUUUAAUCUGAAUCCAGAAAAUGGUGAAAUCAGAGUAAAGGAAAUGAUAAAUUAUGAAGAUUUAAAACUGUAUGAAAUGGAGGUGAUAGCCAGUGACAAAGGACCUACCUCCUUAUCUGGACAGUGUAGAGUUACAAUCCAGGUGACUGAUAUGAAUGACAACCAUCCUGAAAUUUCUAUAAAAUCCUUUCAGAGUCCAGUAAAAGAGAAUGUGGCCACAGACACAGUGAUAGCUGUAGUUAGUGUGAGUGAUAAAGACUCAGGUGAUAAUGGACAGGUUGAUCUUCAUAUUCCAGAGAACAUGCCUUUCAAACUGAGGGAGUCCUCUGAUAACUAUUAUGAGUUAGUGGUGUCAGAGCCAUUAGACAGAGAGAAGGUCCCAGAAUAUGAAAUCACCUUCACUGUCACAGACAGAGGGUCUCCUCCUCUAUCUGACAAUGAAACUAUGACUUUAGAGCUGCUGGAUGUUAAUGACAAUGUUCCUCAGUUCUCCCAGUCAUUUUAUACCAUACGUGUCAUGGAGAAUAACGCACCUGGCUCCUUGCUCAGCUCACUCACUGCAUUUGAUCCUGACCUCCAUGAAAACCAGUAUCUAGUUUAUUUCAUCAUAGAGAAGGAGAUUGCCAACACCUCCAUGUCUAUGCUGUUCUCCAUCAAUCCAGAGAACGGGAAUCUUUAUGCACUGAAAACCUUUGACUAUGAGAUUGAGAAGGAGUUUCUUUUCCACAUUGAGGCCAGAGACUCUGGUUCUCCUCCUCUCAGCAGUAAUGUGACCGUCCACAUCAUCGUUGUUGACCAAAAUGACAACGCUCCAGUUAUUGUCUCUCCUUGGCGCGCUCAUGGCUCAGUGGUGGAGGAGAAGAUCCCCAGAUCCACUGAUAAAGGAUCCCUGGUGGCUAAAGUGAUCGCCUUAGACACAGACUCUGUGCACAACUCUCGGAUUACCUACCAGUUUCUCCAGGUGACUGAUGCUUCCUUGUUCAGCUUGGACCAAUACAACGGAGAGAUCAGGACUAUGAGGAUGUUCAGUUACAAAGACUCACGCCACCACAGACUGGUUGUUGUUGCCAAGGACAACGGGCAACCUGCUCUCUCUGCUACAGUCACCAUCAAGCUGCUGACAGUGGAGACUGAUGUUAAGGCCUACUCUGACAUGACUGAGAUGCCUCUGGAAUACGACAUCUUUUCAGACAUCAACCUGUAUCUGGUCAUCGGUCUGGCCUCGGUGUCAUUUCUCCUGCUCAUCACCAUCCUGGUCACCAUCGUGCUGAAGUGUCAGAAACCCAAACACAGCAAAACUGCUCCUCCCAGCAGGAACAGUGUGAUCAGUGAGAGGAACUCCACCAUCGCAGACUCCACUCUGGUCUCCAACGAUGCCUACUGGUACAGUCUGUUUCUAGCAGAGACCAGGAAAGGAAAGCUGGUGGUCAGACAGCCUGUGCCAAAGGGCUCCAGAUACAUUGUGUCCAGCAUCCCGAGAGGGACAGGACUGUCAGAGACUAGUGACUCAGCUGCUUCUACUCUGCAGUACCCUAAAUGAGGAAGGUCCACUCAGCAGCUGGAGGCCUCCACUACAAGCAGCAACAGCUCCAAGUAAUUCCAGUCCUUCAGCUGUGGAUAUGGUUUUUUUGCCAGCAGCAAAAGCCUGGUGGAAGAAAAGAGGAACUCCGUUUAGAGAUCCACCCCCAUGGAUACGCCCUCCUUUGUCUCGUUCCUGUUCCUUACUCUGUGCAGUCGUCAUGCAACUCAAAUGAAUCAGACCAGAAAACAUACCCUGCACUCUCCCAUUCUUUGAACACAUAAACCGCAGAUCAACAACGCCAUGAUGUCCAUACCUAUAUGCAUGAACAGACUGCAUGGCUUCAACUUAUAUUUAAAAUAUUGUAAAGAUGAGGUCCUGAGAAAUGUGCACUCUGAGUUUGUACAGAAGGCACAACAAGUAUUCCAAGAGAGGACAUGGAAAGGUUGAAAUGCCCUUAGAGACUUUUUAUGUUUAGUAGAAAGAAGCACAUGUUGGAAUUUACAAUUGAGUCCUUUGUGUCCUGCCUUGCGCCAUACAAACACUGAUGUAUAAUAUCAGAGGUAAAAUACAGCACAACUAACUAAAUAUUCAAAAAGCAUUGAAUAAAAUUUAAAGUAAUUAAAUAGUCAGCAUUUUGUAAAUGUGUUUACUGUUAGCUUAAUCAUGUUUACUUGUGUUUUAUAAGUUAGCCAGGCCUAAAUACGUGAAAGUGCCAAGUCCAUCAUAAGCACAAAUGAAUAGAAUUGAGGCCUUUCUUCAGCCAUCAUGCCUUUCAGUUGUUUUCUGCAAGAAACAAUAGAGUAAGACGUAUCAAAUAUGUUAUUUUCUGCAAUUACGACAGACAUUUUUUUUUUGUUGUUCUUUUAACAGAGAUGAACAAUUAGAUUUCAUGGGACCAGAGUCAUGCGGUGCGAUGUUUUGUUUUGUUACCUCAGUUUAGGACGAAGCAGCACAUUGUCAGCUUAGUUGAUUCACAAAUGUAACAUUUCUCAUAACAUAAAGUUGAAAUGUCACCAUGUUUGAAGGUUUUGGCUAUUUGAACAUUGUUAAAUAAGUCUUGGGGUUUCAGUGAGUGAGCGACUAUGAGAGAACAGACUGAUUUGUUAUAUAAACUGUAUUUAUAUCAGGAUUUACUUAUUUGAGUUUGCAAGCAAAGCUCUAAGUUGGCUUACUUUCAGUGUAUCCAGUGAUGCAGCCUGUUAACAUUUAAUGUUGACUUUACAAAACUGGAACAGCAAAUUGUACAUGUGGGGUUUUUUUUCACUCAAUGAAAGCUGUGUUUAUGUAUUUUACAAUACUGUAUGUAUCUCCUUAAGGAAUUCAAAACAACAUGCAACUUCUACAAAGCCCAGCCUGUAAUUGAGUUCAUGUGUGAGGUUUUGGACAUUCGCAACAUUGAUGAGCAGCCCAAGACCCUUACAGACUCACAGAGGGUUCGCUUCACAAAGGAAAUUAAAGGCCUGAAGGUCGAGGUGACGCACUGUGGGCAAAUGAAGAGUAAAAGAUUCGGUAAAAGAUUUUUAGUAAAAGAUCAGUAAAAGAUUUUUAAGCCUCUUUAAUGUGAACAGAAUUAUGUGCCAUCAUAUUUAAGUCUGUGUAUGCAGGAACACAACCAUGUUGUCAAACUCUUUAGUACAGCUUGUGUUUCUAUUUGGGUGUAAUGUGUUGAAUCAAAACAUAUAUGGUAAAUGCUUUGGUACAGUGUUACUUUCAUGGUGCAACAUGUAGACAGUGUGAGUUAAUUGUAUACUGUAGUGUGUAUGAAGAAUUACUAAAAAUAAAACAAUAAAAUUUCA
This is a messenger RNA of Xiphophorus maculatus (southern platyfish), 7712 nucleotides long. Its product is annotated as protocadherin alpha-C2-like. Bases 3514 to 5934 code for a protein of 806 amino acids. The transcript has 3 exons. The record is from RefSeq and is a predicted model, not a curated record. Lineage: Eukaryota; Metazoa; Chordata; Actinopteri; Cyprinodontiformes; Poeciliidae. Gene Ontology annotation, biological process: homophilic cell-cell adhesion. Gene Ontology annotation, molecular function: calcium ion binding. Gene Ontology annotation, cellular component: plasma membrane.